Molecule: messenger RNA, 2764 nt
Organism: Cicer arietinum (chickpea)
Lineage: Eukaryota; Viridiplantae; Streptophyta; Magnoliopsida; Fabales; Fabaceae
Source: RefSeq, a predicted model, not a curated record
GGAGAGAGAAGUGCACGUGCAGAUGCUAAUGCAUGUUUUCUAUUUUGUUUAACAAAACUGAGAAUGCUAUUAAUCAAAACCCAAAACAAAAAUACUUUUCUUUCCCUUGCAUUGAGAUCACUGUCAUUUGCCUCUCUCCUUAGUCUUAUGUAUGCUUUGGUAAAAGACCUUAACCAUGCUCUUUUUCUACCAAUAUACUAGUUCUUAAGCAAUCCUAGUAUUACUUAAUUUACUUUAAUUGUUAGUAUUUAUAGUUCUGCUUUUAAAGGGUAUCUUUCAUUUGACUUAAUUUCUAGUCUAAAACUCGAGGUUCUAAGAGAAAAUCAUUUACUUAAUUCACCAUGGUAGAACAUCAAUCCUGUGCAAGCUUGGUCAAUGCAUCAGCAUCGUGUGUUAUAGAACAAGAAGUGAAGGGAGAUAAUGUCAAUGCUAUUGCUGAGAUUUCAGCAGAGUUAGAAAAGGAAAGGCAGAAGAAUGCGGAGCUCAAGGAAAAAAUAUCGAUGCUCGAAGCUCAGAUAAGGGAAAGAAACAUUGAAACUCAAGUAACAUAAUUUUUUCUAUUUGUACUUCACUUAAAUAAGUGCUGACUUGUUUGUAAUUACAUCAUCUAGAACAUAUGCACAUCUCUCGGCAUAUUGCAUGGAUUAUAUGCAGAGGGAAUAUGAUAACUCAUUAUGUUGAAUUAUUAUUGCUUGAUACUUCUAAGCUCCCUUGUUUAUAAUAAUCAACAAAAGUUAAUGUUUAGAGUGAAAAAAUGACACAUAGUUUUAUGCAGCAAGUGAACCUUUUAGAUUUUUCUGAUACAAUGAUUGAUAUUCUUUUAACUAAGGGACUAAUAUGCUAUUUCUUAAAUUUGAGGAAUUAAAUUUACCGACCCUUGCAAUUACAAUUUCAAAGACCCUUGCAAGAAGCUUCAAGAAUUUCAAAAGGAAGAAGAUUGAAAUGGAAGAUGAUGAAAUAGAGAAUAUAAAUAUUGUCAAAAGGGAGUACAACCCUGAUGAUACUGAAGCCAUUGUUCCUAAAGAGAUUAAUCCAGAAAAUCCCACUUCAAUAAAUUGGAUGAGCAUGGAUGAUAGCCAAAAUUUGUAUUUUGAAAAAUUUAAGGUUGCAGAUUAUGAUGCAUGCAAUGAUAAUUAUUUUGAUGAUAUGGACAACAAUCAAAGACAAGAGGAAAUUUAUGACACAGCUGAAACCGUUAGCGCGCGAAAAUGUUACCUUGCUGAUCCUAUUGAUGAAGAAUCAAAUGUAACAUGCAUGGAAACUUUGUCUGGUCAAGUGAAUGAUCCAGCAGGUAUCAUGAGACAAGAAGUACAAGAAAAUCAAAAGACAGGUGACAUGUUAGUUGUUCCACCAUCCGAAAAGGUUGAAGUCAAAAUGCGACAAGGGAAUAAAAAGCCACAGAAGGUGGCUUUCUGUCCAAAAGAAGUUAAAAGGAUAAUUGAAUCUGAAGCACUUGAACAAAAAAAUGCUCAGUCACACACUAUAAGGAAAAUUAUAGUUUUUGCAUCACUUGGCAUAAGACAUGGGUGUGAAGAUAUUUAUGAAUUGAACUUCAACCAUUUUAGCAUUUUGAAGAAAGGAGAACCAUAUGUGUCUCCAAUGAAUCUUGGAGAGCAUGUUUUAUACGAAAAUCCGGGUGUUAGGAGGAAAAUAUUUUAUCCAAAUCGACAAAAUUCAGUAUUAUGUCCUGUCCAAAUACUUGAAGAAGAAAGAGGUAUGCGUCCAUCUGAUGCUACAUGUCCAUCAUGCUUAUUCUUGUGCAUUAAAUAUGGUGGAAGAACUAGAAAUCUUCCUCAAAAUGAAUAUGUGAGGCAGGGAAUGGGAAGAAAAAAACUGAAGUCUUUUGGGCCACUUAUGUGUCGAAUUGCGAUGUUGGUUCGUGUUCGCAGUGGAAGCUUUUUCUUUAAGGCAUUGGGGAUUACACUUUUGUUUAUGGCAGGAUUUCCUGAUGAUCUAGUUCAGAGAGAAACCAAAUACCAGAAUUUAGAUUUGCUUCAGAAAUAUUACAGGACUGAUGAAGCUGCUGAAGGGGAGGAUUUAUUUCUUCAACAUCCAAUUGCAUGCAACAAUGGUACUCAUGAAUCUCAGAAUUCAACUAAAAAGACCCUUCCUGCAAAAUCCAGAAGGAAAAAGCACUCUAAUGCCAUCAUGAAGUCUCAUGAUUUAAAAAAGACACAACCUCAACAGCCAACACAAAUGAAUUCUGCUUCUGCAGCUACUCAAUUUGGUUUAACUGGUUAUUCCUCUGCUCCUACAUAUGCAAUGGCACCACAGCCAGCAGCAGCAAGUACUUUUCUGCCAGUGAUGUAUUGGCAGCCACCACCAACUGCAUUUCUUCCUGGAAUGUAUCCUUCAACAUUUGGAUACCAAUCUUUUCCUUCUACAGCAAGUUACAUGUCAUUCCAAACAAGGCCUUAUUAUUACAAUCACCCUACUUGCAAUUUCUCCUUAGAAAAGUUAUUAGAAGGAAGUGGAAAAAAUGAGACAGCCUCAGAUGAAACUGAGAGUGACACUUAUCAUAGCAGUACAAAGCAUAAGCAGGGACCAUAGUUUCAUAAAUGAAUGGACUUAUGGAUAAAAUGAAACAUUGAUGCUUGCUUUUUCAUUACUAUGAGGCUGGAAAUUUGAAAUACCAACCACCAUUGAUUGUUAAUUUUAUAUUAUCAUUGUUAUUAUGUAACUACUUUUUACUCAUUGUUAUAUAACCACUUGACUAAUAAAUAACUCUUCCUUUUUUAAGAACAAUUUCGUAAAUUUGUUAGUC